Messenger RNA from Raphanus sativus (radish), 1822 nucleotides. Its product is annotated as putative F-box protein At3g20030. Gene Ontology annotation, molecular function: protein binding. The coding region runs from base 574 to 1800 and encodes 408 amino acids. The transcript has a single exon. Lineage: Eukaryota; Viridiplantae; Streptophyta; Magnoliopsida; Brassicales; Brassicaceae. The record is from RefSeq and is a predicted model, not a curated record.
AUGGAGCGGUUAUGACAAAAUUAUUGAGCUCAGCUAUGCUCAGCGAUUCAACCUUUGUAUAGGACCUCAGCAGUGGAGCGGCUGGCCUGACCCCAGUGUCCUGUUCAACCAGCCUGCAUGGUUGAAUACAACGUUGUUGUUCGUAAGAUAUGAACAUUGUAAAAAAUAUAUCAAAAAUCAAAACGUGAGAAAUAGCUCUACAAUAAAUCUACAGCAGGGAACUCCAAAACAGUGAGAAAUUAAACAAACGUCAAAACAUCAGAAAAAGCGCUACAAUAAAUCUACGGCAGUAGCUCCUAAACACAGAGAAAUUUCAUAAGCUGGAAUCAAGAAUAUUGCGAAAUUGUAUAGAUUAGAACCGGAGAUCUGAUAAAAACUAUGAACAAAAAAAAGUAGUAAAAUACAUUACCCAUGAAGAUAAUAAUGAAACGGUGAGUUUCGUAAAAGGCUAACACGUGUCAUGACGUGAUGAACCUAUUUUCUUGCGUGGUUAUAUAGUCUUCUUCUUCUUUUUUUGUGCACCCUCUUCUUCUAUUGAAACACCCUCAAUUUCUCUCGAGAGAAACACAAACGAUGACUGCUAUCUCCGACCUUUCGUGGGAUUUGGUAGAGAAGAUACUCUCUAGGGUUCCCAUAAUUUCUAUAGGAGCCGUGAGAUCCACUUGCAAACGAUGGAACCGUUUAUCCAAAGUUAGGGUUUUGUGUAAAGCAGAAGCAAAGAGGCAUCAGUUUCUACGCUUCAUGUUGAAAAACUAUAAGCUUUGUUCAAUGAGAUUCGAUCUCCAUGGAAUCCUCGAUGGAGAAGAAUUCGUGGAUCCAUCUAUAAGGGAGAUCACCGGUGAUUCACUUAAUCAUGUCAAGGUAACCAAAGUAUUUCAUUGCGAUGGCUUAUUGUUAUGCGUUACCAAGGACAAAGAGGAGAACAAAACUACACUCCUGGUCUGGAACCCAUAUUUAGGACAAACCAGGUGGAUCCAACCCAGAAAUUACUACAACAGGUUAGACGUUUACGCUUUCGGAUACGACAGCAAUAACCGUGAACACAAAAUCUUGAGGUUCUUCUUGGAUGCCUUCGAUGUUUCUCUGUUCGAAAUAUACGAUAUUUGUUCUGAUUCAUGGAGAGUUCUUGAUAUCACUCCCAACUGGAACCUAAUGUUUUACUAUCGUGGAGUGUCUUUGAAGGGAAACACUUAUUUUUUUGCUAAAGAAAAAAUAGUAUUAGAAGCUGGAGGACCAGAAGAAAUAGCCGAGCCCCAUGCUAUCUUACUCUCUUUCGAUUUUACAAAAGAGAGAUUUGGACCGCCUCUGCCUUUUCCGUUUAAGCACUAUACUGAAGAUACCGGGACACUCUCUUCUCUUAGAGAUGAGAAACUGGCAGCCUUAUAUCAGUCCUCAAGUAUGUGCGACGUGGAGGUUUGGGUGACAACUAAGAUUGAGCCAGAUGCAGUGUCCUGGGUUCCCUUCUUAAAAAUUGACUUGAAACCAUUAACAGGUUUUGAAUUCCAGUUUCACCAUGAUGGUUCCAGUUUCUUCAUUGACGAGGAGAAGAAAGUCGCUGUAAUUUUUCAAAUAGACGAAUCUGAAAUGACCUGCUAUGACACAGCUUACCUCAUUGGGGAGAAUGGACACUUUGAAAAAGUAGGUCUCGGAGAGUCUGAGUAUCACCAAGACUCCAUCCCCAUGGAAGACUAUUCCCCACUCGUGUGCUCUUGCUCAUAUGUUCCAAGUUUAGUACAUAUCAACAACGCAUUUGUCAAGCAAACGAAUGAGAUCAUCACUAGCUGUAAUGAUAGUGUUUAAUUUGUUUCUUUUUCAUCUCUUU